GGCUGAGGUUCUCAACGGCGGUUUAAUAGGUGUCAGGAAGGAUUUCAGUGCUCCGCCGGAGGCAGGUCGAGACGAUGCAGCCUCCGAGAGGGUUUCUUGGAGUCUCUGUGGAGCCCUGGGACCAGAUCCCACAGUGAAGGGUGCAGGAUUUUCCUUCCCACCCCAGCAGCUCUGGUUGAGUUCAUGGACCUCACCUGGCCUUAGGCUUCUCAGAAGAGCAGAGUUGUCAUCAAGAGACUCCAAGAGCUCAGGCCCAACAGGAGCAUGCCAGCCAAUCAGAGCUCUCCCCAGUGGUCCCUGGCCCUGACUGCAGGAGGAAGACGUGACAACUCCUGUGAGGUCUCACUGUCAUUCGAGGAUGUGACUGUGGACUUCAGCAGGGAGGAGUGGCAGCAACUGGACUCUACUCAGAGACGCCUGUACCAGGAGGUGAUGCUGGAGAACUACAGCCACCUGCUCUCCGUGGGGUAUGAAGUUCCCAAACCAGAGGUCAUCUUCAGGUUGGAGCAAGGAGAGGAGCCAUGGAUGUUGGAAGGAGAAACCCCACAUCAAAGCUGUUUGGAUGGGAAGUUUGGGAUUAAGAUCUCACAAAAAAGAAUUUCUGGGAAACCUUCAUUUCAUAGUGAAAUGGAGGUUGAAGAUACAAGGGAUGAUUCAUUGUAUUCCAUUUUAGAAGAACUGUGGCAAGAUGCUGAACAGAUAAAAAGAUAUCAGGAAAAACAGAACAAACCUCUAAAUCAUACUGCAUUCAUCAAUAAGAAAAUACUGAGUACGGAGUGGGAUUAUGACUAUAAAGACAAUAGAAAAUUUGUUCAGCCAAGCCCAAAUUAUAUUAUUCCUUCACAGAAAAGACCCCAUAAGUAUGACUCAUUUGGAAAGAGUUUUAAGCGUAAUUUAGACUUACAUAUUCAUAGUAAAAACAAUACAACAAAGAACUUUGAUAAAAUUGUUGGACACAGUCAAGUUUUCACCCCAAGUUCUUAUACUAACCAUGAAAAUACGCAUAUAGGAGUGAAAUUUUGUGAAAGUAAUCAGUGUGGAAAAGUCCUCAGCCUCAGUCACAAUAUGAAAUUUCCUGUUGGGGAGAAAGCAAAUAUGUGUACUGAAUUUGGGAAGAUCUUCACACAGAAGUCACACCUCUUUGCAUCUCAAAGAUUUCAUACUGUGGAAAAACCUCAUGAACUUAGCAAAUGUGUAAAUAUUUUUACACAGAAGCCACUCCUUAGUAUAUGUCUGAGAGUUCAUAGAGAUGAAAAACUAUAUAUAUGUACUGAAUGUGGGAAAGUGUUCAUCCAGAAUUCAGAUUUAAUUAUGCAUGAGAAAACUCAUACUAGAGAAAAACCCUAUAAAUGCAGUGAAUGUGGAAAAUCGUUUCUCCAGGUGUCAUCUCUACUUAGGCAUCAGACAACUCAUACUGGAGAAAAACUCUACGAAUGCAGUGAAUGUGGGAAAGGCUUUUCCCUGAACUCAGCACUCAGUGUACAUCAGAAAAUCCAUACUGGAGAGAGACACCACAAAUGCAGUGAGUGUGGGAAAGCCUUUACCCAAAAAUCAACACUUAGGAUGCAUCAGAGAAUCCACACAGGAGAGAGAUCCUAUAUAUGUACUGAAUGUGGGCAGGCUUUCAUCCAGAAGGCACACUUGAUAGCACAUCAAAGAAUUCAUACUGGAGAGAAGCCUUAUGAAUGCAGUGAAUGUGGGAAAUCGUUCCCUUCUAAGUCACAACUCCAGAUGCAUAAGCGAACUCACACAGGAGAAAAACCCUAUAUAUGCACCGAAUGUGGGAAGGCCUUCACCAACAGGUCAAACCUCAAUACUCACCAGAAAUCUCAUACUGGAGAGAAGUCUUAUAUAUGUGCAGAAUGUGGGAAAGCCUUCACUGACAGGUCUAAUUUCAAUAAGCACCAGACAAUUCAUACUGGAGAGAAACCCUACGUUUGUGCUGAUUGCGGGAGGGCCUUCAUCCAGAAGUCAGAGUUAAUUACACAUCAGAGAAUUCAUACUACAGAGAAGCCUUAUAAAUGUCCUGACUGUGAGAAAUCCUUCUCCAAGAAACCACAUCUCAAAGUACAUCAACGAAUUCACACAGGAGAGAAACCAUAUAUGUGUGCAGAAUGUGGGAAAGCCUUCACUGACAGGUCAAAUUUCAAUAAACACCAGACAAUUCAUACUGGAGAUAAACCCUAUAAAUGCAGUGACUGUGGAAAGGGCUUUACUCAGAAGUCAGUCCUAAGUAUGCAUCGCAGUAUUCAUACAUGAAAGUAACCCUGUUUCUUGAAAAUGAGAAAGCCUUAUAACAGAAGUCAGGUCUAAGUGUAGAUCAUAAAAUUCAUCCAAGCCAGAUCCUAUCUGAGUACAUUGCAUAAUAAAAAGCAUUUGUCAGUGUCUCUCAGCUGAGAUGAGGAAAAUUAUUUAGAAGAGACCCUCUAAGAAUGCAUUGAAUGAAGGAGAAUUUCCAUAUUUGCACAGCCUCACAAAAUAUAGUAGAAUUCAUACUAGGAAAAGUGCUGUCAGUUUGAUGCAUUAGGAAGAAAGCCUUCCUAUUAUAAAGCCUUCCUAUUAUAUUAGGGUAGGGUGUAAACCUACCCUAAGUUCUGUAGGGUUUUUAUAGUAGAACACAUUGCACAACAGGAGGAAUAAUUGAAGUUCGUUUAUUGAGUUUAAUAUAAUUGUAUCUAUCAAGUAUGUUUACUAUUGAAUAUUUCUUUCACAUGAACCCACAGUUUUAAAGUCAUUAUGGUUUUAUAUAUACACGCAUCUGCAGAUAUAAUUUUACAUGAACACAUAAAUAUAAUCCUGUCAUUCAAACUGAUUUCUGUGGCAACAUAUUUUUAUCUUCUUUCAUUGUAGUACAAUGCAGAAUAGCCACAGACCUCUUUUGUUCUUUUAUGUAUGCUCCUUUGUAAUGUUACUCUGUUGUUUCUCUUGUUAUGAGGGAGAGUCCUCUCUCUACUCCUUGACUCUGAACCUGGCCAUGUGACUUGCUUUGGCCACUGUAUAUUAACAAAGAUAUAAGAAGAGGCUGGAGAGGUGUGUAAAGCCUUCCUUGAGACUUAUCUUCUCUUGCUGCUCUUUGGAAUUCUGAGACCUUCAUGUGAAGAAGCUCAGAUUACUCUACUGGGGGAUGAGAAACCAGAUAAAGCAGAGAUGAGCCAGCCCAGAUGAGGCCCCUUAGGCCAACUGCCAGACCUGGGAGUGAGGCCUUCCUCCACCUCCAGCCCCAGCCAAGCCAGCCUAUACUAGAAGAGCCAUAACAGUUAUCCCAGCCAACCUGGAGAAUUGUGAGAUAAAUAAAAUAAGUAUUGUUUUAAAAUGCUAAGUUUUGGGGUACUUUGUUGCAUAGCAAAUCCUAAUAAUAUCUAUACGUGUAUAUGGCGGGGAGGGUAUUGUAACAAAACAUAAGACAUGACAUUGACUUUGGGCCCGGGCUGCAGGUGGAGACUGGAAAAACAAUGAGAAAAACUUAAGAAAGGCUGGAAAAGAUGACACCCCAUGUUAAUUUAGUAAGGAAAAAAAUAGCGAAACAAUCACUAUGCUCUGUAGGAAGAUGGAGAAUGUACCAAAUGAACUUGUGGAUUUAUCUAAGGAGAUUUCCAACAGAAUGUUGGAAGUAUCAGUUUGCUUCUAUUAGUUGCAUAUGAUAAGGUACAGAAAGAAAGAUAUGACCUAAGAGAAUAACUACUCCAUUUGCAAGCAGAUUUCAGAGGAAAUACAAAAAAGCCAGGACUUAAUGGGUUGGAAAAUAACUUUCACAUCUCCAUUCUCUUCAGGCAUCAAAAUAGUCUCAAGGUGAAAAAUGGCCUCAGGGUAGAGAUCAUGAGUAUGGCUGUAAGACCUUUUGUUAAAAUGUGUGAAAUAUUUAAGUUGGCAUUUGGGAGACCCUCUCAACUAAGCUAAAUGGCUUCUAAAAACUUCAUGAUAUUGUUCCCAGUGGCCUGACACACCGCUCAAAGUAGAGAGGGGCCUGUCUUAAGAAUUGUCAAUGUGGAAUUUGAGGCAUGGAGUAAUUACAAACCAGAUUAAAAGAAAACCUAUAAAGUUUUAAAUAGACUUUUACUAGUGAAACUACCUCCAGGUUGGACUUAAAGGGACAGAAACAGUCCAGAAUGAAAAGAGGCCUCUGGACUCCCCUCUCUAACUAUUGUGAACAGGAAGCAAGCUGAGAAAGUUACUCAGCUGCAAACGUGGGCCAUUUCUUAUGGGAAAAGAAGAACAUCUCAGAGAGAAGACCCAAGAACAUUAGAUUAAAAUGGACUGGGGAGCCAUUCCCAGGUAGGACUGUGACUUAAUCAAGAAACAUAAUCUGCCCCUGGAGCAGGGAGAGCUGACAACGUUUGUUCUGUGGGAUUUCAGAAUUGCUGUGGAAGGGUGACUGAUAUGUGCCUCUUCUUUCUCCUCCGUUUGAAUUGGAGUAUCUAUUGUUAUCCUGUCCCUAUAUCACCAUUGUGUGUGUGUGUGUGUGUGUGUUUUGGUAGGUGGGUGGGGUCGUAUAAUUUGUCAUUUAGCUCACAGGUCUCUGGAUGAAGAAACUGAGAAGCUGCAACCAAGGGGCCUCAACCACAUCUGAACCUGAUACAGAAGCCUUGAGGUCCUGGUUUUUGGGUUUUGUGACAAGGAGGUCAUUAUUGACUUUGGCAAGUGUUAUUUUAGAAAUGAAUUUAACUAAAGAAAACAACUGAGCAAACCUGAAGGGAUUUCUGAACUCAGGUAAUGUUACUUCAUCAUGAAACUUUUCCGAUCAAAAAAAUAUUAGGUCAUUGAGCUGUAUUGCUCUAUUGUUGUCUGGGUUAUACUGAGAAAUGCAUUUUCAAGAAUCCUGUUUGACUCCAGGUUAGGGUUGGCCAAAAGUAGGUAUUUCAUGAAAUUUGGGAGGUCAACGUGAAGGGGCAACCAUUACUUUAAAAGUUUGAGAUUAGAUUUAGUGAAGAAUGGGCACAGAGGUACCCAGAAGGUUUUAAUUCUCCCUCACUCUCUUCCACAGCCUUUCUUCACAUCUUCCAGCCCUGAUGAUCAACAUAGCCCAGGCCUAGCACCAGAUGCUUGGUUGCAGGCCCACAAAGGCAACAGCUUUUCAUAGACUUCUCCCAUCAGCUCCCCCUUCACAGUCUCACUUCAGCAGCUGGAUCUGCCUGGCUUCUCAGAUUUUCCUGCAAAGCUAUGACUUAUCCACCUAUGACAGUGUUUCAGAAGGUCUUGUUUAGUGAUUUCUCUAAUCUUCCAACUCCCACUUCCAUACCUUUACUUCCCCAGCUACUCACACAAUUGUGCAUGGUCUAAUUCAUAUUAAAAAUUCCUUAUUCCAUAGUAUGCAUAGUGAAUCCACUCCCCUGAUUGAACCCUGAUUGUUAAAGUUUCACUUUCUUCUGAGAACUUGGUAAACGUUGCUCUUCUAAAAUUGAGUGAUGCCAUUAGUGAAGUCUUAGACUAACCUGCUCUCUCUUUUUUUUCUCUCGUACCUUUCUGCCACAUGAUUUUUUUUUAAAAUGCUUGAAGUUACGGAGCUUUAGAAACAUAUGCCUUGGUCUUGAUUUUUGUGAAUUUAUUUUACUUGAGUAUAGUAAGCUCUCCCAAUCAUGAUUCAGGCCUUUUAUUUCAGGGAAGUUUUAUUUUGCUUAACAUUUUUUCUGUUCAAUUUCUUUUCAUCUUCAGGGACAUCAGUUAUGCAUAUGUAAUAUGUUUUUAUCAUCUCCAUCCAUUUCAUACCACUCGACAUUUAUUUCAUAUCAUUAUUCUUUUUGGCUGUAUGUGGUUGACUCUAGCCUCCUGUUCAGAGAAAAUCCUCCACAAAUCUCUCAUGUUUCUUAUUGUCUAGACAGUAACAGCCAAUGUGCUCAGAUUUAUUUACAUUCCAGAACAAUAAAUAUAGAAAAUAUCCCCCUCCCUGGAGACAUUCCCAGAGAAGAUUUCCUUACAUUCCGGACAAUAAAGAUAAUGUCUCUUUCUCCGAAGACGAGGAUGGGCAAUAUAACAAUAUUGCAUUUUCCCCACAUAUUAAUUAUGUAAAUUUUCAAUCAUGUAGAAAUAUUGGAAGAAUAGUACAGUGAACACAUAUAACUUUUGAAUCUAGAUUCAACAAUGUAAUUUUUUUCCUGAAAAAUUCAUGGUAAGUUAUACACAUUGUAACAUUAUACUCAUAAAUAGUAUUUAUCUCCUAAAAGUAAGGACAUUCUCCCACAUAACUGGAUUAUCAUUAUCAAACUAAUUCUAUGAUAUCUCAUAUCAGUUCAUUGUCUUCCUUUCUUUAUUGGUUAUAUUUCUCUUCACCUUUUUUACCCAUCCCCUUCCUCCUCCAGUCCAUUUUCAAUUUUUUUCCAUCUUCCCCAAAAUACAGUUUGCAGCUUUAUUGAGGUAUAAUUAGCAUAUAGUAAAUGGAACUUGUUUAAAAUGUACAAUUUGGUGAGUUUUGACAUAAGUGUGCACCUUUAAGACCAUCACUACAGAAAUAUAAUGACCAUUUAAAAAUGUUUCUAUUACCCCCAAAAUUUUCCCUAUGCCCCUUUGUCAUCCAGCCUUCAGUCCCCAUACCCCUCCCCCAUCUACAGGAAACCACUGAUUUGUUUUCUGUCAUUAUAGAUUACUUUGU
Molecule: messenger RNA, 6583 nt
Organism: Hipposideros armiger (great roundleaf bat)
Lineage: Eukaryota; Metazoa; Chordata; Mammalia; Chiroptera; Hipposideridae
Gene: ZNF81
Product: zinc finger protein 81
Exons: 5
Coding region: 265-2259 (664 amino acids)
Biological process (GO): regulation of transcription by RNA polymerase II
Molecular function (GO): RNA polymerase II cis-regulatory region sequence-specific DNA binding; DNA-binding transcription factor activity
Source: RefSeq, a predicted model, not a curated record